AUGUCCGGCAGCUACUCCUCGCGCCUCCGCGGCGGCGGCGCCGGUGGAAGUUUAGGAGCGACGACGCUGCUGGCAGCGAAGGUAGCGUUCGCGUCCGCCGCGCUGGCCGCGGCCGCGUCCCUGGCGCGCGUGGCGAUCCCGCAGCUCGUGUCCGGCGCCGACGCCUUCCUCUGGAAGCUCUACCUCUUCUUCACCGUGCACGUGAUCAUCUUCGUCAUCUGGAAGCUCUCAGACAGCAAGCACUUCCACGCGGCCGCGCAGCAGCACAAGGACCCGUGGGCGCCGGUGCCUCAGCACCCCGCGCCGCCGCUGCUGACCGAAGAUGUGGUACGGCCCGCCAUGAAGCGCAAGGUUGAGUUCGCGCCCGCCGACAAUGCUGUCCGGGGCGGCGAAGAGUACCGCGUGCCGCAUUUGGUCUCGCGGCGGCAGGAGGCCGUCUCUCCGGUGGAGCAGGGGGUCGUCUCCCUUGGUUCUUGCGGCGGCGAGUCGUGCGUCACGACCACCACGGAGUCCGAUGAGGACGAGUCCUACGCCGCCGUCACCUCGUCGGCCUACGUCGCUGCCGCCAGCACUACUCAGAGCGUGGCAUCGGCGAGGGAGCGCGUGUUCGUUGAGAGUGGGCUCUCGCUGCGUCCACCCACGGCCGAAUACUUCGACGACGCCGACCACGACGCCGCCAGCGGCGACGACGACCUGGACGCGACGUGGAACGCCAUCAUGCAGAGGACGCGUCCGGCGACGGCACCGGCCUCAUCCUCCUUCCCAAACGCACCACGCUCAUCGCCUCCGCGGCGGAGGGCCCGCGAGCCGUCGGUCGGCGCGGCGGAGCUGAGCAGGCGGUCGGAUGAUUUCAUCAAGAAGAUCCACCACUCCUUCGGCCGGAAUCAAUAA
Messenger RNA from Lolium rigidum, 891 nucleotides. RefSeq lists its product as uncharacterized. The record is from RefSeq and is a predicted model, not a curated record. The transcript has a single exon. Bases 1 to 891 code for a protein of 296 amino acids. Lineage: Eukaryota; Viridiplantae; Streptophyta; Magnoliopsida; Poales; Poaceae.